Eublepharis macularius is the source of this 2509-nucleotide messenger RNA. RefSeq names its product deltex E3 ubiquitin ligase 2 (gene DTX2). Bases 168 to 1952 code for a protein of 594 amino acids. NCBI's taxonomy places the organism in Eukaryota, Metazoa, Chordata, Lepidosauria, Squamata, Eublepharidae. Gene Ontology annotation, molecular function: ubiquitin protein ligase activity; zinc ion binding. The transcript has 10 exons. Gene Ontology annotation, cellular component: nucleoplasm. Gene Ontology annotation, biological process: Notch signaling pathway; protein ubiquitination. The record is from RefSeq and is a predicted model, not a curated record.
CGUGGUGUUUCCGUCGCCUGAGUGAGGCGGCUCUGGUAGGAGGAAGGGGAAGAGGAAACUUCCAUGGAGAGACGGCGAUCGCGAGUCUGACUUGCUGAAGAUGAAAGGAUGAACUUGGAAUAACUGCUGUUCCAAAGCUCCCCUCUCCCCUCCCGCAACCUGUCCAAAUGGCUGCCGGUCCAGGUAACUCGUCUGGGCCGUCUGGCCCUCCCACCGCUCUGCCGGAUCCAGGAGUCGCAGUAUGGGAAUGGCAGGAUGAGCUUGGCCGAUGGAGGCCGUACGGGAGUGGCGUCUGCAGCUUCAUUGAGCAGUCUUUCCAGACCCUCCUGAUGAAGGGUCGGCGGCUGUCAGGGACCUGGCCUGUCAAUGGCAGCAUCUCCUUGGGACAGGCGGACGCCUCCUUGGCCCCAUACAUUAUCGAUAUUCAGAGCCUCACACAAUUCCGGCAGGAUACAGGCACCAUGCGGGCUGUACGUCGGCACAUCUUCCAGCUGGACUCGGCGGCCGGGCAGGGUGUUGUCUGGGAAUGGCAGAACGACGAAGGAGGCUGGUUCCCCUACGAGAUGAACGUCUGUGUCUAUUUGGAGCAAGCCUUCACAAUCGGUUGCCCCCAGGUGGAUCUCGGGUCCUUGGGUUAUAACUACGCCGUUAAUCUUGUGACACUGACCCAGACGAACAAGACCACCGGCUAUCAGCGUGGGAUCCGGAGGCGCGUAGACUCACCGUACCCAGUAGCCACGAUCAUAGGGCCUGCUCACACGGGGCCCACCUGUUCAUGCCAGCAGUGCCUGUUGAAUAGCAGGUCUGGACCCAUUACCACACGAUAUCGGCACUCCAUGGGGAACCUCCCGGGGUCUUCAGCCGGAAUACAAGGGGCCGGCAGGACUGCUGGGUUUGGUCCUUCUCUCCCAGGCUUCCUGCCUUAUAACAAACCAGCCAUGUCUGGAGCAAGGUCUAUGCCAAGGCUGAAUGCACACAGCACAGGGGCAACGCUGCAGUCAGCUGCUGUCGGUGGGCCAAGCCCAGGGAACGCCGUCGCAUCCAAAGGAGUUAGUGUACCGAAACUACCUGUGAACAUGACCGGGCACAGCAAAGUGAGCCAAGCUCUGGCAGGCAUGAUGGCCUUUCUGAUGUCAGUCCCAGGACUUCCUGUGCACCUCACCCCGGCACCUCAGCCCACCAGCUCCCAUAGAGCCUCUAAAAAACGCAACUCAGUUAAGGAAGGGAGGAAAAUGCACACCAAAGGUGCAGCCAGCAGCCCGGAAGAGGUAGUUAAAAAGUACUUGGAGGAGUUGAAGGCGCCCCCUGCUGAUGAGGACUGCAUCAUCUGCAUGGAAAAACUGGCCGUGCCUUCGGGCUACAGUGACAUGUGCGACUGCAAGACAAUCAAGCCCGAGAGCGUGGGGAGACUCGCCAAGUGCGGCCAUGCCUUCCACCUGCUUUGCCUGCUAGCCAUGUACACCAGUGGGAACAAGGACGGCAGCCUCCAGUGCCCAUCUUGUAAGGCCAUCUAUGGUGAGAAGACGGGCACCCAGCCCGGUGGGAGGAUGGAUGUUUCCAAACUCGCAGACUCCCUCCCGGGCCACGAGGACUGUGGCUCCAUACAGAUUGCAUACUAUAUCAGCAAAGGCAUUCAGGGUCCAGAGCAUCCCAACCCAGGGUUGCCGUACACAGCAAGAGGCUUCCCGCGUUACUGCUACCUGCCUGACAAUGCAAAGGGGAGAAAGGUGCUGGAGCUCCUGAGGGUGGCUUGGAAGAGGCGUUUGAUCUUCACAGUUGGGACAUCCAGCACGACGGGGGAGAGCAACACUGUGGUGUGGAAUGAGAUCCACCACAAGACAGAGAUGCACUCCAAUGCCUCGGGCCACGGCUACCCUGAUCCCAACUACUUGGACAAUGUGCUGGCCGAGCUUGCGGCUCAGGGUGUCACGGAGAACUGUUUGGCAUCCUGAACGUGUCCCCUCUGUCUUGGAAGUGGCCGGCAAUAGAGGCUGGAGCCUGUACUCUCUCGGACCAAGGGUGCUUGCCUCAAGGCUGCUGGCCGUCACCCCCGUUGCCUUAACAUUGUUUGCCCUUUUCUGAGCAAUAACACUGUCUCUGGGAUCGUCCAACCUGGUUGUGGAGAGGAGAUAUAUAUACAUAUAUACGUAUACAUAUGCUGAUAAAAAUAUUUUCUCUGCCUUUUUUAAGGGCUCCUGGUUCUGACCCACCUUAAAUGUACAUGGUGAAGUGUACCUCUCUCUUGGAGGACAGCAUAAACGGAUACAGUGGCUUAACUCUCUCCUCCUUAUAUCAUCCAUUGUGCAGCUGCCGUUAUCCCAAGUGCCCGGGAAGGGGGGGAGGAAGGCAGGCAGCUUUUCCUUGUUCGGCCCCUCCCCUUCCCUCCCCCGUAUCUUCCACAAGCCAGGUGCCGCUGAUGCACUUUGAGGGUAAAUAUCCUCUUCUUGCAGGGAAAAUGAUUUUUACCUGCCUAUUUGUUUAUAAAUUUAAUAAAUUGAAGAGGAAUUAA